AUGUGUGUGACUCGCGAGUCGCAGUAUUUGCUCACGGGAUCCGAAGACACAAGUGUCAUUGUUUGGGAUCUGCACACACUCGCUGUUAAGACCAAAAUACUGGAGCACAUAGCGCCAGUGUUGUGUGUAGCUGCCAUUGUCAAUCGUUCACUGGUUAUCAGUGGGGGUGAAGACUCUGCUGUAAUUGUAACAUCAAUAGUUGAUGGUGCUUUGGUGACAAAACUGGAUCACCACCGUGGACCUGUGACGUCUGUGAAGGUGAUUCAAGAUGGCGAUAUCCUAGUCACGGGGUCCCAGGAUGGGACAGUGUGCACCUGGAGUGUGGACAACUUUGUCCUCCUCAGCACCAUAUCUGCUGGUGUACCAAUUCAUAUCAUGGCCGUGACAGAAGAUAACGUGUUCCUGAUCACGUUGCAGGGGGAAAACGAAUUACACUUACGGACCUUUAUCACUGGAACAUACUUGCAUCCCUUGAAACGGCAUAAGGCAAAGGUAAAAUGCUUCUGCGUUGCCCACGAUUCUUCACGUGCCGCCGUUGCUUGCACUGAUCAGCGAAUCUACAUAUACAGCCUGCACAGCGGGCAGCUGCUGCGCACUCUAUCUGCAGCGCAUGAUAUUGCCGCACUUGCUGUUGCUGAUCAGGAUCAUUUUCUACUUGCUGCCGGCGGCAAUAGGGUGACCAUAUAUUCAUUCGACACAGAGGACCAUCUGACAAACUUCAGGCCUACAAAACAGCUGAAGAGACGACAAACAAAAUCAACUACCAAUAUUUCCAUGUUACAGCAUAUUCAGUUAAGGUAUCUGAUUCAGGCGGAACAGAGUGAGCUGAUACCGAUUAGCUGCCUCGAAGUAUCAAGAGAUGGCCAGCUCGCUGCCAGUGGCUGCGCGCGCGGUUUGGUCCGCGUAUGGCAGUUGUCCACGCAUCGUCUACAAGCCACACUAAAUGGGCAUAUUGGGCACAUAACAUGUGUCACGUUCUCCCCCAACAAUCUUUUGGUCCUCAGCGGGUCUGAGGACAGGACGGUGGUCGUAUGGCAACUGGCUGAUAAUUCUUCGUCUUUGACUUAUAAGGGACACACAGCGGCUCUACAAACCCUAUUGAUGAUGUCCGACGGUCGUCGGGCCAUGUCCGGGGACCGGUCUCGUAACGUCCACGUCUGGUUGGUGGAUUCUGGCAUCGUUCUACACUCCGCAAGCUGUCCCAGCUCAAGUAUUGACGUCACUCUUAACAUGAAGUAUGCGGUUCUUUCCGAGGGCGACAACUCGGUUCGUAUCUGGGCACUGACAGAAGGAGACAGCGGCGACGAGAAAAGAUCAGUGUCGCACGCUGAACGAAUCACUUGCUUCGCGCUGACUGCUGAUUCUCAGCACGUUGUCACUGGAUCCAUGGAUAUGUCGCUGAAGGUCUGGAAACUGGAUGGCGGGAAGUUAUCGCAAGUGCUAGUAGGACAUUCCGAUAUAGUGACUUGUGUAGCGGUAUCAAUCACGAACAAGACCCAAGUUGUAUCUGGAUCUUGGGACUGUAACCUUAUAGUGUGGGACAUAAAUACUGGGACCGAUUUGCAUCUACUGUCGGGUCAUUUGGGUAAAGUCACGUGCGUGAAGGUCACAGGAGACGGGUCUAUUGCUGUGUCGGGUGCUGAGGACAAAACCCUAAUAAUAUGGGAGACGAAGCGAGGCCUGGCUUUGACGUCUCUUGCUCUGCACGUGCCGCUACUUGGCUUUCGAAUCACGAGUGACUGCGCCCGGAUUGUAGUGCAUCUGCUAGAUAGAGGUUGCUUGCCAAUUAUAUGUUUGCACAACACGCCGGCUACCUACGUCAAGAUUCCAACAUACGCCGCGCCCACUAAAGACGUAGACGAGUUGAGACCACUCGCGCCAAAACGACCAAUGAGAAGACUUCUCAAGAAAGAAGUCUCUCUGGACACAUACACUUGGCAGAAGAAGUAUGCUCAUCUAACAUCAGCAGCUAUGAUGGCACAAGUGGAUGAAAGAUUAAAAAGAAGGUUCUCCGUAUCAGCAUCAAUGGAGGAGAUAUCCAAGAUUCAAGAAGCAAAGAAUAAAGACUUAGGAUCCCAGGUAAGCUUGGGCCCAGAGCAAGCGGCACUCGCGCAGUCACAACACUUCGAUCAACUGGAAGCGCUCUGGAACAAGAUAUCUCCUCCAAGACGACGAUCGAAUAAGUCUCUUUCAAAGCAGAGCUCGUUAAUCGAGCGUGUAGAUUCAUCCGACGAAGAUCACACACCAGUCGAAGAGCAGGAACAUAUGGUGGAGUAA
Messenger RNA from Leptosia nina, 2277 nucleotides. The record is from the annotation of a GenBank genome assembly. NCBI's taxonomy places the organism in Eukaryota, Metazoa, Arthropoda, Insecta, Lepidoptera, Pieridae.